This is a messenger RNA of Hyphopichia burtonii NRRL Y-1933, 1447 nucleotides long. RefSeq names its product polyamine oxidase. Gene Ontology annotation, molecular function: oxidoreductase activity. Lineage: Eukaryota; Fungi; Ascomycota; Pichiomycetes; Serinales; Debaryomycetaceae. The transcript has a single exon. The record is from RefSeq and is a predicted model, not a curated record. Bases 22 to 1425 code for a protein of 467 amino acids.
GAAAGAGUUUGUAACGGCAAGAUGACCGGCAAAUACGAAGUGAUUAUUAUUGGAGCUGGAAUCUCUGGGAUCAAGACUGCCAUUGAUCUCUACCGUGGAGGUGUCAACAAUAUUUUAAUCCUUGAAGCAAGAAAUUGUAUUGGAGGAAGAUUGAAAUCGGUGAAAUCAGAAAACUUCCCUCAUGUAACUUAUGAUUUGGGAGCUUCAUGGUUUCACGAUGCUUUAGCGAACCCAUUGUUUGACAAGGCCCGGGAGUUGGGGAAUAUCGAUUACUAUUUUGAUGAUGGGGAACUGGUGUACUUUGAUAAAGAUGAUAAAACUGUUCCAAGUUGGAAAUUUGAGCACAUUACUGAUGAAAUAAUCUGCUAUAUUAGUCUUAGUUAUCUGAAAGACCCAAAUAAGCCAGACAUUUCUUUGAAACAAAUUUGUCAAGAGUAUUAUGAAAAGAAACAUGACUUGAUUGACCCAGACCGAUGGGGAAAGGCAAUUGCAACAAUAAGAAUUUUUGGAGAACUUUGGCACGGAGAGUCUUGGGACAAUCUUUCUGCAAAAUUUGUAUUUGAUGAAGACGGUCAUUUGGGAAGAAAUGUUUUGGUUAAGUCUGGUUAUUCAAAAGUAAUUCAAAAUGAAAUGAAUGAGUUACCGGACAAAUUUGAAACCACUAAUAUCAAAUUGAACACCUCGGUUAAGUGCAUUGAUUAUUCGAAUGACAUUAUUAAUAUCCAUACUGGAAAUGAUUCGUUCAGUUGUGAUUACGUUGUUCUGACGCUACCACGGAGUCUUUAUUCGAUUGAUGAUCCAAAUGAUCCCUCUUAUAUAAAAUGGGUUCCUGAAUUGCCUGGUGAUUUCAAAAAAUUGAGUCACUAUUUCGAAGCAGGGUCUCUUGGGAAAGUAGUUUUUGAAUUCAGUGAAUGCUUUUGGUCAGAGACUGUUGACCGCUUCUAUGCGUUAUCAAAACAAGAACCGAAAAAUCCAAAUGAUCCUCAACCUUGGGAUUAUCCAACUAUACUUAUCAACUACCAAGCAAAUUCCGGAGUGCCUGCUCUUGUUGCCCUAACCCAAAACCCAUUAUCUUCCACUAUUGAAAAUUUUGACCCUAAAACGAAAAAUGAAAGAAUUUGGCAACUUUUCCAACCAGUAAUUGCUCAAAUUUCAAAUGCCAAAGUCCCUCCACAACCAAUUAAUAUCUUACACACCUCUUGGAAUAAUGAUAUUUGGGCUCGUGGUGCUUACUGUACUUCUAAAGUUGGGUGUCCUGACUCCGAAACGCUCACCAAUCUUUUCGCCAAAGGCUUGAGCAACAAAAUCAGGUUCGCUGGCUCCGAAACAGUAGACGGUUCCGCCAACGGGUGUGCCCAUGGUGGUUGGUUCAGUGGUCAAAGAGAAGCUAAAUACAUUUUAGAUGAUAUUGCAAAAAAACUUUAGUUAGUAGAUUUAUAUACAGGUC